UCCUACUCAACCCAAUUCUCCAUAAUUCCACUUCUCUCUCUACACUUCAUUCUUUUGCUACAUUUUAGUCCAUAUCUUUUUGCUUAUCUAGUGUAAUCAACCAGUUAACUACAUGCCAAACUAGCAAAACUUCCAAAAGUGUACCUAAUUGUUCAAUAACUUGAGUGAUUAGUGUUAAGUGAAUUGAUAAAAAUGGAGAGUAGUUUGAGUUGGGAGCAGCAGACAUUGAUAAGAGAGCUAAUUGAAGGAAUGGAGUUGGCAAAACAGUUAAGGGUACAUUUGAAUUCAACUGCUUCAGUUGAAACUGGAGACUGUUUGAUACAGAGGAUUUUAACUUCUUAUGAGAAGUCUCUGUUGAUUCUUAACUGGAGUGGCUCACUGUGUCAGCAACAGAAUGCUGUUACUGUUAGUGGUACACGUGGCAAUGUUACUACUGCUGGUGGUGGUGUUCCAGAGUCUCCUAUGUCUGUUAAUGGAAGUCCUCGAAGUGAUGAGUUUGAUGGUGUUCAUCAGAAUGCAUCCAAGAAGAGAAAGACAAUGCCAAGAUGGACUGAUCAAGUUAGAGUGAACCCUGAGACUGGACUUGAAGGACCUCAUGAUAAUGGCUAUAGCUGGAGAAAAUAUGGGCAGAAAGACAUUCUUGGAGCCAAAUAUCCAAGGAGCUAUUACAGAUGCACCUACAGAAAUACACAGAACUGCUGGGCUACUAAACAAGUACAAAGAUCAGAUGACGAUCCGAUGGUAUUCGAGAUCACAUACCGCGGAAACCACACUUGUUCUCACGGCCAACAAUCAGUUCCGACACCAGCAUCUCCGGAAAAACAAGAACAGAAACAAAACAAUAGCAAUAACCACAAUCAACAACAACAACAACAUUCACAAGAUGCACUUUUGAACUUGCAAAAGAAUCUGAGAGUUUAUACUGAGGACCUAGAAAAUAAAGAUUCCGUAUUUCCCUUCUCGUUUCCUCCCGCUUAUGGAAGCAUGAAAACUACAAGCAGUUAUUCUCCGUCUUUCAUUUCUCCAGCUACACCUGAACCAAACUACUAUUCAGUUUCACCAUUUCAGAUGAACAAUCAUGUAGGAUUUCAAAAUUUUCACCGCUCCGAUUCUGAUUUCACUGAUAUUAUUUCUACCAAUACUUCAGCUGCAAAUUCUCCAAUCGUGGAGCCAGACUUCUCACUUCAGGCUGUGGAAUUUGAUCCAAACUUUCCAUUCGACACAGCAGGAUUUUUUUCUUAAACCCAUCUUAACACUUCAAAGUCUUUUUUGUCUUUCAGUAAUCAGAGUAGCCUAGCUUUUAUGAGAAAUGAGAAGAGGAGGCAUGUAAAAUAGAUAUAGUAACAACAUUGUUGUAAAAUUGUGAAGUUUUCAAAUAAAUGACAAGAAUAACUUUAUGAGUUA
Messenger RNA from Mercurialis annua (annual mercury), 1404 nucleotides. Its product is annotated as probable WRKY transcription factor 53. Gene Ontology annotation, biological process: regulation of DNA-templated transcription. Lineage: Eukaryota; Viridiplantae; Streptophyta; Magnoliopsida; Malpighiales; Euphorbiaceae. Gene Ontology annotation, molecular function: DNA-binding transcription factor activity; transcription cis-regulatory region binding. The transcript is spliced from 3 exons. The record is from RefSeq and is a predicted model, not a curated record. The coding region runs from base 193 to 1242 and encodes 349 amino acids. Gene Ontology annotation, cellular component: nucleus.